This is a messenger RNA of Aspergillus campestris IBT 28561, 753 nucleotides long. RefSeq names its product copper chaperone CCS1. Bases 1 to 753 code for a protein of 250 amino acids. Gene Ontology annotation, cellular component: cytoplasm. Gene Ontology annotation, molecular function: copper ion binding; superoxide dismutase copper chaperone activity. The transcript has 4 exons. The record is from RefSeq and is a predicted model, not a curated record. Gene Ontology annotation, biological process: removal of superoxide radicals. Lineage: Eukaryota; Fungi; Ascomycota; Eurotiomycetes; Eurotiales; Aspergillaceae.
AUGAUUGAACCCUUCCAGACUACAUUCGCGGUCUCCAUGACCUGCGAGGGCUGCGUCAAGGACAUCUCAAGCUCUCUUCGCAAGCUGGACGGCAUCAACAAGGUCGACGCCAACCUCAAGGACCAGCUGGUCUUCAUCGAAGGCACCGCGCCACCUAGCUCGAUCGUCUCCGCCAUCCAAGCAACGGGACGGGACGCGAUUCUGCGGGGUAGCGGCAGCGCCAACAGCUCGGCCGUCUGCAUCCUGGAAACGCACUCGACCGCCGUCACGAAUAAGGUCCGCGGACUGGCGCGCAUGGUGCAGGUCUCGUCCAACCUGACGCUAGUCGACCUAACCGUCAACGGGCUGGCACCGGGCAAAUACUGGGCGACGGUGCGACAGGCGGGCGAUAUUUCGCGGGGCGCGGAGUCGACGGGGGGCAUCUGGGAGGCCGUGAAGACGACGAUGCUGGGGAAGGAGUCGGUCAAGGAGACGACGACGCCGCGUGGGGUGUUCGGUUCCGUGGAGGUGGACGACAAGGGGCGGGGCAACGUGUUCCUCGACCGGCCGGUGGCGGUGUGGGAGAUGAUCGGACGCAGUAUGGUGCUGUCGCGGACGACGGAGGGGCCCUUCCGUCGUGAGGACCCCGAUACCCUGGUGGGGGUGAUCGCGCGCAGUGCUGGCGUGUGGGAUAACGAUAAGAUGGUGUGCUCGUGCUCGGGGAAAAAUGUGUGGCAGGAGCGGCAGGAGCAGGUGGCGCAAGGAAUGGCCUGA